Molecule: messenger RNA, 1926 nt
Organism: Dreissena polymorpha
Lineage: Eukaryota; Metazoa; Mollusca; Bivalvia; Myida; Dreissenidae
Exons: 7
Coding region: 387-1592 (401 amino acids)
Molecular function (GO): protein binding
Source: RefSeq, a predicted model, not a curated record
ACCUUGCAGUGCAGGCUGGUGGUACUAAUGUGGGUUGACAUUACAAGUAGUCCAUAGCUGGGAUACUGUAAUUGUGCAGUGUGAAUUUUAGUUAAGGAUUCAAGUUGGAUGUUAAUUAUUAUUGUGGCUUAUUUUAAGACGAAUUGUGUUUUAUUGUGUUUUUUUUAAGAAUGAAAACUUAGGGUAACUGUUAGGUGUGCAGUUGUGUUAGUUGUAAUUCAAGUUGGAUGUUGAUAUAAUUGUGGAUUAUAAUGAAGAUUAUUGCUGUCAUUAAUUGCAAAACAAACAUUGUGUUUCUGGCUAGUAAAUGCAUGCACUUUGAUGGUGUAAUUUUGAGGCUGAAUAUAUAGUAGACAUAAAACUGUGGUGGUGGUGCUACUUUUAAGAUGUCACUGGCUGUAAAGGCAUCUCACUGCACAGAAAUCAGGAGAUUUUCCAUACCCAAGGAGCAUGAGCAAGAGUUCUCCUACCUUGAAGAGAAACUCACAAACAUUUUCACAGGAAUGAAAAACAAGGACAUCCAAAUAUUUUGGAAGGACCCAGAUGGUGACCUAGUCAUGUUCUCUACAGAUGAAGAAUACAGUGAAGCUCUGAAGUUUGUACAUGACAACCUCUUCAGGAUUUACAUACAUUCCAAAGAAGCGCAACACCACAGCAAGUCUGUUCAGACCAGUAUAUCAGAGAAUAACAUUAGAAACUGCACCAGCUGUGGAGCACAAUUAAAAUGCCUGGCAUGCGAUGACUUCUCAAUGGACACCGCUAUCAGCAAUGUGGCGGAGGAAUAUGGAACCCCCACAUCCAGACAGAGUCCCAACCCUGGCAGUGAAAGGACAUUCAAACAGAGCCCCAACCCCACUGUCAGUGACAGAAAACCAACAAAGAGCUGGGAACAACACAAUGAAGCAAGUUUCUACUCACAGUCACCUGUCAUGUCACCCAAAACAAGCUUUAAAGAGUUCCCUAGCUCUACAAGCCUAUCAGGGGCCAGGAAGUGCCUGUCUAUGGAAGAGAAGCUAGUGAGGUCACUGUGCAAGCAGCCUGGGCCAAUGAUUGCCAUGCGGAAUGUACAGAGGCACGUCAGCCGAUCUACUGCAGAGAACGUUAGGGUCCAAAUGGCCAGUCUACAGAACAUGGGUUUUGGUAAGAUCAUCGUAUCCACACUAGGCAAAGUGCGGCGGGAGUUCAUGUGCAAGCCUGCGCCGUGCAGCAUUGCGGCCGAUGCAGAGAUACUGAAACUGGCAAACAUGUCUUUGGAAGCAUACACAGACAAGUUCCAAGAGAUGAAUGAAGAUUACAACCUUCUGCCAGACCACUAUCAGUAUGAACUCAUAGCAGAUUUGUUUGAACACAAAAUAAACUCCCGUAAUGACUCAGAUUUGUUUCAACCCAAAAUAAACUCCCAUUGUGAUUUGGCAUAUUUGAAUCACAGUGGUGCUGAUAGUUUUGUAGAGAACGAAGCCAGCAGUGUUGACAGUCAGGAGCAUUUUGUGAUUAAGAAGGAGAUUGUACAGUAUGACUAUGAACGAAGUGUUAACUUCCCAUCUGAACAGACUGACCCAUGUGAUUUAAGUAUUAAUGUUGCUGGUGUGUAACCCAACUGUGUGUCAUUAAUUUAAGGUGUUUAUAUGGGCCUACACUGGGAAAAAGGGUUUAAUGCAUGCACAUAAAAUGUGGUCCCAGAUCAGGGAUGACACGUUACGCUUUUAAUGAUUAAUAAAAAAUAUCUCUUCCAAGCAAAAGUUGAGUUUAGGCAGAAACUGUCGUCCCUGAUUAGCCUGAGGGGACUACACAGGCUAAUCUUAGACAACACUUUACUUACAUGCAUUAAGCCCAGUUUUCACAGUCAAGCUCCUUUAUAUUGUUUGCCAAUUAACAUCUUGUAAUUCUUAGUAUAAAUAUAUUAACUAAUGCAUUUUGUCCCAUCUA